AAUGCAUUUUCUGCAAUAGUUUGACAUUCUGAAACCCGACGUCUAGCACAAUUAGGUCGUCGGCCGGCCCUUUGGGCAUAUAUAACACAGCAAUUUGCUGACACUGCACAACAUGGAAAAGCUAGAAAUAAUCACCUUGAAAACACAAGGGGGCCAAACGGCGCAAGUUUCAGCUUACGGGGGACAGCUUUUGACUUGGCGCAACGAGGAGAACCAGGACUACCUUUUCCUCAGCAAAAACGCGGUCUUCGAUGGACACAGGCCAAUACGUGGCGGCGUGCCUAUCUGCUACCCUGAGUUCACCAAGGUUGGGCCCGGAUGGUUGACACCGGAUGGUCGUGGAUUUGUACGGAACAAGUUCUGGUUGGUCUGGGACAAGAGCGACACUUUCGCCACUCUGGAGUUGUCGCACGGGGAUAGGAUGAAUAACGAGGGCUACCCGUUUUACUUUGAGAUAUUCAAUCACAUCGAGCUGCGUGAUGACCACCUGGAGCAGCACCUUUCGGUCAUCAACAAGGGCUUGACAUACAAUCCGUUCACGGCCGCACUUCACACCUACUUCGCCGUCAGUGACAUCAGCAACGUGAAGGUGGAGGGGCUGCAGGGCCUGACUUACGAGGACAGCACUGAUAGUCUGACCAAGAAGCGCGAGGAGGCGGCCGAGGUGGUGUUCCCGGGAGAGGUGGACCGCAUCUACAUCAAGACACCGGACGUGAUGAAGGGGAACCCGUGGAAAGAGCUGCAACGAUGGGCGGAGGUGCAGCACCGUAUCCAUCACAAGCCCUUCCCUUCCCUCCAUUCUCCGCUUCCCACUCUGACUUUUCUUCGACGUUUCAAAUUUGAUUACCAUCAGAUCCAUGACUCCGGGGCUCCGGGUGGAGGUCGAACCUACGAGGUAUGCAAACAGGGCUUCCCUGAUGCCGUACUUUGGAACCCGGGUGCGAAGCGUGGGGCCUCCAUCUCCGACCUGGGGGAUCCCGAGUGGCGGCGCAUGGUGUGCUUGGGGCCCGGCCAUAUGCAUUGGGAAAAGAGGUCGACAGCUGCUAAGCUGCCUAACUUCCGUUUUGGAUCGGGGAAGGAGCAAAUUCGAGACCUGGAGGCCUUAUGUAGCUGCGUGGGGCAUCGUAGACUGCUCACCGUGCGCCACGGGAACAAACAUAUGCUUAUGGUUAACUGGUUUCGUUGUGCAUCCGACUAUGAUGAGCUACGUGGCGAACUGGAAUCGCACAAACGUGCAGGAAAGUUGCGAGCCAUUCGCGCCUACGACGAAGAGGCCCCGAUGGUGACCGGAGACUGGAGAGAAUUUCGUGCUAAGCUUAUCAUGCAGUCAGGUGCGAGACGAAGUGAGGACAAUCGGCGUCUCCUGGAAAUACAAAACCCUUCUUUGGCAGCGGAGGGCCUCUGGGCCCAUGCCACUUCCCGCCCCGAAACCGGUGGCCUCGUAAUUGCCAGCCUCCAGGGUCCCACUAUCCUUAACGAUGAUCGGCUCUGGCAGGUGGUCGUCUUUCUUACUUCCCACGGCGCCGAUGGGUCAGUGGGCCUUAUCCUCAACCGCCCCACCGGCAUGGUCCUGGGUCGCAAGCCGGGAGGUCUGCCCCUGGAGCUAGGGGGCCCCGUUCCCGUACAACGCGUGUUCCAAGACAACCGAGUGUACUGCGGGGGAUUCACCGCGCAACAGCUGGUAGCGGUGAUUCACAUCAUGCACGGGCAUCGACUGAAUCAUUGCGUACAAGAGGGUCGUCUUCCCUCCACUGAUUUCAAAUUCUUCGCGGGAGCUCUGACCUGGGCGCCGGGGCAGCUCGAGGAAGAGGUGGCUAAAGGAGCCUGGUACCCCGCCGCGUGUUCCCGUUCCCUGGUGCUGAAGCCUGCGCUACAGCUGCCAGUUCCUCUCUGGCGGGAGGUGCUACAGCUGAUGGGGGGGCAGUACCUGGGGGUCGCGAGGGAGGGAUACGAGGGGGACGAGGUUGGUAAGUCGUCAACUUUCUGCGCUCCCUCCUAA
Molecule: messenger RNA, 1999 nt
Organism: Volvox carteri f. nagariensis
Lineage: Eukaryota; Viridiplantae; Chlorophyta; Chlorophyceae; Chlamydomonadales; Volvocaceae
Exons: 19
Coding region: 113-1999 (628 amino acids)
Biological process (GO): carbohydrate metabolic process
Molecular function (GO): isomerase activity; carbohydrate binding
Source: RefSeq, a predicted model, not a curated record